GAUGUUAGCGUCUGGUCCAUCAAGUCUACGACACAUGGUGCAGUUGCAGAACGUAAACAAGACGAGACUGCCGGUGUUUAAGACUGAAAAUGCUUUAUUUCGUCGGGUUAGGACUUGGUGAUGCAACAGAUAUAACAGUUAAAGGACUUGAGACUGUCAAGAAAUGUAGUCGUGUCUAUUUAGAGGCGUAUACAUCCAUUCUUGGUGUUGAAAAAGACAAACUGGAGGAGUUUUAUGGAAAAGAUGUAAUCUUGGCUGAUCGGGACAUGGUGGAGCAAAAUUCAGAGGAAAUAUUUCAAAACACUAGUGAAGAAGAUGUUGCAUUUCUAGUUGUUGGAGAUCCAUUUGGAGCUACAACUCAUACAGACCUAAUACUGAGAGCAAGAAAAGAAGGGUUAAAGUACCAGGUGAUUCACAAUGCCUCAAUCAUGAAUGCUAUUGGCUGCUGUGGUCUCCAGCUGUACAGUUUUGGUGAGACAAUAUCAAUUGUGUUUUGGACAGAAACUUGGAGACCGGAUAGCUUCUAUGAAAAAAUUGCAUCGAACAAGCAACGAGGGAUGCAUACCUUAUGUUUACUUGAUAUCAAAGUCAAGGAACAAUCUAUAGAAAACUUAAUGAAAGGAAAUAAGAUAUUUGAACCUCCAAGAUUUAUGACUGUUAACCAAGCUGCCUCUCAACUUAUUGAAAUUAUACAAAAACGAAGAGAUGCCGAGAAAGACUUAGCUUUUACAGAAGACUCGAUAUGUGUUGGUGUAGCAAGAGUCGGGUCUGACACUCAGCAAAUUGUGUCAGGUACUAUCCAAGACAUGACCGUGGCAGACCUUGGAGGACCUUUACAUUCACUGGUUAUUGCUGGUAAUAUGCAUCCAAUUGAACUGGAGAUGUUGAGGGAAUUUUCUGUUGAUAGAGGUCUUUUUGAUAAGCUUUUGGAAGAUGCAAGGUAGUUUAGAGGAAGAAGCAACUUACUUGAAAGAAGGAAUAAAUUAUAACAUAAUGCAGAGUGGGGACACUACAAUGUGUUUGAUAGUAGGCAGACCCAUAAC
Messenger RNA from Anneissia japonica, 1043 nucleotides. RefSeq names its product diphthine methyl ester synthase-like. Bases 90 to 944 code for a protein of 284 amino acids. The record is from RefSeq and is a predicted model, not a curated record. Lineage: Eukaryota; Metazoa; Echinodermata; Crinoidea; Comatulida; Comatulidae. Gene Ontology annotation, molecular function: diphthine synthase activity. Gene Ontology annotation, biological process: protein histidyl modification to diphthamide. The transcript has 6 exons.